Ectocarpus sp. CCAP 1310/34 is the source of this 882-nucleotide messenger RNA. The record is from the annotation of a GenBank genome assembly. Lineage: Eukaryota; Phaeophyceae; Ectocarpales; Ectocarpaceae.
AUGGGAUAUUUAAGAGCUUGGCAAAUUUGCAGAGAGUUGAAACAAAGGGGUCGGAUUCUUGACCGUCACUUCGAGACAAUCAAAGCACACGUGAAGGCGGGCAACCCCGUUGCGAAGGAGCGAUGGGACGCCAUCGAGAGCGCGUGGGGGCUGAAGCAGAACGGUGUCUUCGACGAAGAAGACACCCGCCUGUCCUCUUCAUCCCAACAAGAUGCCGGCAGCGCGCGAGGUGCUGCACCGCCGUCUCAGCACCCACCUGCUGCUGCAGGCGGCAACAUCUGCAACGCGUUCGCGAUUGGCAGCCGAGAACCGAUUGAGCGGACUCGCGGUGGAAUGAAAGAGCUCAUAUCCGGUAUAAGCUUCCCACCUCCGACCCCAGAGUCCCGCCGAUCUUGCCCUCACUGCCCCAUGACCUUCGUCAACGAGCAAGGCCUUGGGAUCCACGUGAGAACGCAGCACAGCAGUGCAAACAUGUCCAACGGCGUGCGGCUGCGGCGCAUGUUACGGAAGGAUGUCGGAGGGAGUGUCCUGCCGUGGGAAGCAGCCGGGCCUGGGCGUUGCUGGCACGUGAAGCUCGAUCAUGCGACGGGGACGGCUUCCGAAGGCUUUAUGGACCGCAAACCCAAGGACACUCGUGAGGCUCCCAAGCGCAGGCGAUACGACUUCAGGUUCAAAGCCCACGCGUUCAACCAGCUGCGCAUCCUCCAGGACAACGCCGAAGACCUCUGGAAGGAGGAGCAGCGCACGCCUCUUCAGUUCAUGGAGGAUCGUCUCAAGAUUCCCUACAGCAAUAUAGUGAAGUGGGCCAAGAACGAGAAGGAAUUGGUCACGGCGGCAGCCGAUGACGUAAAGAAGAGCCUCCUCGCCAAACAGCAGCCUUAG